AUGAAUCAGUCUAACGUUGAUCUUCUUGAUUUACCUAAUGAAAUAUUACUUAUCAUUUUAAAAAAGCUUGACAAUAAGGAUGUUCUUUAUUCAUUAUUGGAUGUUGAUAAUCAACGACUUGACAUUAUAGUUCAAGAAAAUAUUUUCACAAAUACUCUCAAUUCUGUAUUAACAACAUUUACUGAUGAUAUUUCCUCGGUUAGCGAUACAAUAGUUGAUCGAUUUUGUAUAAAUAUUUUGUCAAGAAUUCAUCACAAUAUUAAAUCUCUUAUUGUUAAUUCAGUAUCUAUGGAACGUAUUCUUCUUGUUACUGAUUAUCCUAAUCUAACUGAACUUAAACUCUUUAGUUUUAAUGAACAUGAAUCAUCGUUAACGAAAGUCGAGUUACUUGAGAUAGCUGUUAAAUGUGCUCCUUCACGACGAUAUAAAGUUGAUGAAGCUGCUAAACGAUUUGAUGUGAAAAUUUUACGUUUAUCGGUAAGACAUUGUGUAUUGAACCUGGUUGAAUUAGCUUGGGCUGGAUUUAAGAAUUAUAUACGUAAUAACAAUACAAAUUUUCGACUUGUUGAUGUUCAUAAUUUGGCAAUAGAAUGUUUGGCAGCCAUCGAUAAACCAUUGUCAACAAGUUAUUUUCAACAUGCUAAAAAAUAUGAAGAUAGAUUCAAAGAAGCAGAUAAAUAUGUUCAAGAAAUGGUUGAUCCAAUACUAGAUGAAAGCGAUGAUGAUGAUGAAAUCUUCGAUGAUAAUAGCAGUGAUGAUGGAUCGCUCGAUGAUUCGGAAGAGACAGAUGCAUGA
Messenger RNA from Rotaria sordida, 795 nucleotides. The record is from the annotation of a GenBank genome assembly. Lineage: Eukaryota; Metazoa; Rotifera; Eurotatoria; Philodinida; Philodinidae.